Oncorhynchus tshawytscha (Chinook salmon) is the source of this 1886-nucleotide messenger RNA. Its product is annotated as extracellular matrix protein 1-like. Gene Ontology annotation, cellular component: extracellular region. The record is from RefSeq and is a predicted model, not a curated record. Gene Ontology annotation, biological process: regulation of bone mineralization; signal transduction. NCBI's taxonomy places the organism in Eukaryota, Metazoa, Chordata, Actinopteri, Salmoniformes, Salmonidae.
AGUUUCCUGUCAUGGAGCAGAGAGAGGUCACCCAUGAACAUAUGAAGCCUUACCUGCUCAAAGUCCUCAAGGAGAGAGCGGGCUCCAGGGCAGCUGACGUAGACAUCACCCAGAGGGAGAUCACCCUGCACCUGGACACAGACUUUACACCUGGAGGUCGGCCGAUGGCUGGGCCUCGCUCGUUUGGGGAUUCCCACCCCAGUGUCCUCUUCCCCCCUGGCCAGCCAUCCCCUAACAACCUCCAGGCCAUCUGUCUCCAUAGCAGCCGUCGUCCCCGGUACCCUGCCUACUCCUUACCCCAGACAGGCUUUGGCUACAUUCGUCGUCAAGGUGACGCCGUCAACCGGAUAGAGUCUUGGUACAGCGCAUGUUGCUCUAGGAACGGGACGCAGCAGGUCCAGGAAGUGACGCUGUGCUGCGUUACACAGGCAUGGGAACAGACCCUGUCCACAUUCUGUACUGAGGAGUUCUCAGUGAAGACACGCCACCACCACUGCUGCAAGAAACAGGGCGGGGACAGACUGAGCUGUUUCCAUAGGGAAAACCCAAACCCCACCUACCUGCCGACCACCCAGGGGGCAGGCUCCUCCCCCAUACCUGAACCUGGCUUCACCUUUAACCCCAACACUUGUCACAAGUCCCAGCCCGGUCCGCAUACUAUCAGAGGGGAGAAGCACAAGAAGGGCCCCCAAGCUACUCCCAGAGACUCUGACAUCAGCUUCCCCCCUGGACGCCCCACUUUCGACAACAUCGGAUUGGUCUGCCGUCUACACAAGCACCGCCCUCUCUAUACCCCCAAGUGCCUGCCACGUACAGGCUUUGGCUGGCUGGCCCGCCAAUCAAAGGCCGUGAACCGCCUGGAGAGAGGGUUCAAACACUGCUGUAAGGGGCAGGAGGAUGUGCUACCCUGUGCUGAGGGAAAGUGGCGUGAGGUGCUUGACAGGUUCUGUGAGGAAGAGCAGAAGGGGAGACCUCACAACUCCUGUUGUGAUGUGGGAGAAGGUGAGGAGAGGUACACCUGUUUCUCCUCCCGCGCCCCUCAUCCAGACUAUGACCAAAAGUUUGACUCUGCCUCUGCCGUACCACAGACCCACACCCUCAGACACAUCUGUGAAACAAACAAGGUCAUCAAGAAGAACUUCCCUGUGGCUCUCCCUGUCCAGAAUUUAGUGGACCAAUGCUGCUCCCUGCCAGCAGACCAGAGAACUGCAUGUGUUCAGAUACAGCUAGUGACGCUGGCAGAGAGCCGCUGUUCUGCAGAGAAGCCCUCCUCCCCUGCUGUCUUCCAGAAAUGCUGCCCUCCCUCCUCCCAGGACGCCCCUAUGUGCCUCUCUGGCCUGCUCAACAUCACCAAGGCAACCAAGUACCCACGCCUCAGAAAGAGGAAAUGCCCCCUCGCCUGAUUUUUGUUGUUUUUGACUUUUCACUCUGAUGGCAGUGGGCCAAUCUGAAUUGGCUGUCAGGGGAUUUGUGAAGUAGUCACUACAUGACCAUGAUAGAAUUGGCUAAUACAGAAGAACUGUUGAGCAAUUGCAUGAUUUAGUCAAACAGGGGUUAGGGUGUGGGUAAGAGUAAAGCAGAAUUUAUAGUUAGAAAGUUACAUUUAUUCCAUUUUUUCUAGCAUGGCCAGAUGACAACGAAUUCAUGUAUGGUAUCCGAGUGCACAUAAUAUUUCAGUAUGAUUGUCCGUGUCUGUCAUUAAGAGGGUGUUAUAAUGAUAGAACACCUGGAGAGCUGACAUAUCUACUUUACAAAUUAAAUCACCAUUUGUAUGACCACUUAUUUUUAGUUUCAGAUUAGUUAGUUGUAUUUUCUUAUAGUUACAGAAUUGCUAGUCCAGUUCUCCUGUUCUAACAUUUGAAAUAAAACUUUCUAUUUUCAAAAUG